Lactuca saligna is the source of this 444-nucleotide messenger RNA. The record is from the annotation of a GenBank genome assembly. Lineage: Eukaryota; Viridiplantae; Streptophyta; Magnoliopsida; Asterales; Asteraceae.
AUGCAGGACUUAAUUUCCCACAACGACUGUGAUUUCAUCGGCUCUUAUGUCACCAACAACAACCUCCCGCUCGUUAUCGGUCCUUACGGCGUCCCUUUCCUUCUCAACCUCCCGGGAUCAAGUCGACACCGUGUCCGGGGAGAGCUCUACUCCGUCUCGGAUUCUGGUCUCCAACGCUUGGACGAACUCGAAGGAAUUACCCUUGGCCAUUACGAGAGGCUUCCGAUCACUUUGACGCCGGAAAAUGGUGGAGUUUCUACGGUGGUGGAGGCGGAGGCGUAUUACGCUCACCGGAGUUUCGCGGAGGAGAUGUGGCGAAAGAGUGGCGAGGAAGGGUAUGAUGCUUAUACUGUGGAGUUGGGGAUGAAUUAUGUGAAGAGGGAUUUGAGGCCGAAAGAUCGGAAUUUGCGUGAUCAGAUUGCGUUGUUUUGUUCAUCGGAUUGA